Didymodactylos carnosus is the source of this 939-nucleotide messenger RNA. The record is from the annotation of a GenBank genome assembly. Lineage: Eukaryota; Metazoa; Rotifera; Eurotatoria; Philodinida; Philodinidae.
AUGCUUGAACAAUCAUGGAAUUUAUUUAAAACAGUCCAUGCUAAACAGUAUAGUUCAAUUUCUGAAGAAUUACAAAGACGUGAUAUAUGGACGAAAAAUAUAGCUAAAAUUCAAGCACAUAAUCUAGAAGCUGAUCUUGGUUUGCAUACCUUUACAAUGAAAAUGAAUAAAUAUGGUGAUUUGUCUGAUGAAGAAUUUCGUAAAACUAUGUAUGGUUUGAAAACAGAUCAGCGGAUAGAAAAGAAUUUUGAUCGACAUACAUUUAUUCCACCAUCAAAUAUUGUACUUCCGGCAGCUAUUGACUGGCGUAAAGAAGGAUAUGUAACAGAUAUUAAAGAUCAACAACAAUGUGGAUCAUGUUGGGCAUUCUCGGCAACAGGAGCAUUAGAAGGACAACAUUUUAAGAAGUACAAGAAGUUAAAUACACUCUCAGAUCAAAAUUUAAUUGAUUGUAGUGGUAAAUAUGGUAACGAAGGUUGCAAUGGUGGUUAUAUGGAUUCAUCAUUUCAAUAUAUUAAAGAUAAUAAAGGAAUUGAUACUCAAGACUCUUAUCCUUACGAAGCUCGAGACGGUGAUUGUCGGUUUAAGGCAGAAAACGUUGGAGCCAAUGAUACGGGUUUUGUCGACAUUAAAACUGGUAAUGAAACUGAUCUUCAAAUAGCAAUAGCCACUGUUGGACCAAUUAGUAUUGCAAUUGAUUGUCAGCAUGAUUCAUUUCGAUUUUAUUCAUCAGGUGUUUAUGAUGAGCCACAGUGUAGUACAAGUAUGCUCGAUUUAGCUAUCUUGGCUGUUGGUUAUGAUACCAUUAAUGGACAGGAUUAUUAUAUUGUCAAAAAUGGAUGGGGAAAAUCUUGGGGAAUGGAAGGUUAUAUUUGGAUGAGUCGAAACAAAAAUAAUCAAUGUGGAAUAGCUACAUUGAGCUCAUAUCCACUUGUUUAA